This is a messenger RNA of Tachyglossus aculeatus (Australian echidna), 2411 nucleotides long. RefSeq names its product armadillo like helical domain containing 3 (gene ARMH3). The record is from RefSeq and is a predicted model, not a curated record. Lineage: Eukaryota; Metazoa; Chordata; Mammalia; Monotremata; Tachyglossidae. Gene Ontology annotation, biological process: regulation of Golgi organization. Bases 85 to 2154 code for a protein of 689 amino acids. The transcript has 27 exons. Gene Ontology annotation, cellular component: cytosol.
GCGGGCUCUAGGACCAGGCGGAGGGGAAGGGCGCCGGCUGUGGAUCGGCGGAGGAGCCCCUCGGCGGGCCUGGGCUCAUGAACCAUGGCCCAAGUGGAGAAAAGGGGAGGGCUGCUGCGGAAAUCCUCAGCGUCCAAGAAGCCGUUGAAGGAGAAGGUGGUGCUGAUGUACGAUGAAAUCUUCACGACGGAGGACCCCAGCAAGUGCAGCCCCCGAUUCUGGGAGGAACUGUUCCUCAUGAAGGUGAACCUGGAGUACCUGGAAGGCAAAUUAGAGUCUCUAGAUGGGGAGGAAUUAAUGAAAAUCAAGGAUAACAUCAACUGUUUGUUCCAACACUGCAUCCAGGCGCUGGGAGAGGAGCACCCAAUUCGAGUUGUCAAUGCACUCCAGACUUUGUGCGCACUCAUUCGUGGAGUUCAUCAGAAGAACAAGUCCACUUCUGGGUUCGACAUCAUCAACAUGCUCAUGGGCUUUGACAAGGCGGAGCUGUGCAUGAAGAAUCUGAUGGAGAGUUUGGAUUCUCUGCUCUGCUCGGAAGGCUCUGAAAGCCUGAAAAGCUUGUGUCUGAAACUUCUCCUUUGCUUGGUAACUGUGACGGAUAACAUCAGUCAGAACACCAUUCUGGAGUACGUAAUGAUCAACAGCAUCUUUGAAGCUAUUUUACAGAUUCUCUCGAACCCCCCCAGUCGCAGGGAGCAUGGUUAUGAUGCGGUUGUCCUGCUGGCUCUGCUGGUAAACUACCGGAAGUAUGAGUCUGUGAACCCUUAUAUUGUGAAACUGUCGAUAGUGGAUGAUGAAGCCACCCUCAAUGGUAAGGGGCUUGUGAUUGCUCAAGCUUUGUCCGAGUAUAACAGGCAAUACAAAGACAAAGAAGAAGAACAUCAGAGUGGCUUUUUUUCAGCCUUCACCAAUAUGGUGGGCAGUAUGUUCAUAGCAGACGCCGAUGAGAAAAUCUCAGUACAGACUAAUGAGGCCAUCCUUCUGGCUCUUUAUGAAGCUGUUCACUUAAACAGGAACUUCAUCACAGUGUUAGCCCAGAGCCAUCCCGAAAUGGGCUUGGUGACAACCCCGAGCAGCCCGGUUCCCACCACACCCGUCACGCCUCUUGGGACCACGCCUCCUUCUUCUGAUGUUAUAAGCUCCGUGGAACUCCCGCUGGAUGCAGACGUGCAGACCAGUAACCUGCUGAUAACCUUCCUAAAGUACAGUUCGAUCGUCAUGCAGGACACAAAAGAUGAGCACCGACUGCACAGUGGCAAGCUUUGCCUGAUCAUUCUCACAUGCAUCGCAGAGGAUCAAUAUGCUAAUGCGUUUUUGCAUGACGACAACAUGAAUUUUCGAGUCAACCUACACAGAAUGCCUAUGAGACAUAGAAAGAAAGCAGCUGACAAGAACCUCCCAUGCCGUCCUCUGGUGUGUGCAGUGUUGGAUCUGAUGGUGGAGUUUAUCGUGUCGCACAUGAUGAAGGAGUUUCCCAUGGACCUUUAUGUGCGAUGUAUCCAAGUAGUGCACAAGCUGCUGUGCUACCAGAAGAAGUGCCGAGUUCGGCUGCAUUAUACGUGGCGGGAGCUCUGGUCAGCUUUGAUCAACUUGCUGAAGUUCCUCAUGUCCAAUGAGACGGUGCUUUUGGCCAAACACAACAUUUUCACAUUAGCUCUUAUGGUAGUAAAUUUGUUCAACAUGUUCAUCACGUUUGGGGACACCUUUCUUCCCACCCCCAGCAGUUACGAUGAGCUCUACUAUGAGAUUAUCCGAAUGCAUCAGAAUUUCGACAACCUCUAUUCAAUGGUCCUGAGGCUUUCCACCAACACCGGCCAGUGGAAGGAGGCAGCUAGCAAGGUGACCCACGCCUUAGUCAAUAUUAGAGCCAUCAUCAACCAUUUUAACCCCAAGAUUGAGUCUUAUGCAGCUGUGAAUCAUAUAUCCCAACUCUCCGAAGAGCAGGUUCUGGAAGUGGUCCGGGCCAACUAUGACACACUGACCCUGAAGCUUCAGGAUGGGCUGGACCAGUACGAGCGCUACUCGGAGCAGCACAAGGAGGCCGCUUUCUUCAAAGAGCUGGUCCGAUCCAUCAGCAUUAAUGUGCGCAGGAACCUGGCCUUCAAUACUUUAAGCCAAGAGGUCCUACUGAAGGAAUUCUCCACCAUCUCCUGAAGCCACAUCUCCUGAUCACGGACACAAACCCUCAUGCUGUGCUCAAUCCACAUUCUUGGAACUGACCCCACCGUCCUUCCUGAAAGCACCUUAGGCUGGGGCAGGCAGGGCCUUCCUGGAGGACAGCCCAAGGAUGGAAGCACACACGGACACACACAUUUUCCUCCAGGCGAAGUGGACUCGAAUGGCAAUGCUAAGGGCUGUCACUCAGACCAAGCCUCUGCAGGGAGCCGGCAGCGGAGGAGUCUGCAAUCAGG